AUGUCGCUGCUCGAUGACGGAUUCGAGGCUCUUCUGGAGCCCUUCUAUAAUGGCAAGAAGCUCACCGAUCCAAUAUCGACCAAGGAAGACAAGUUUCAGCUGCUGCCCGCGUUCCUGAAGGUCAAAGGUCUAGUCAAGCAGCACAUUGAUUCUUACAACUUCUUCGUGGAUCACGAAAUUAAGGAAAUCCUCAAAGCCAAUCGCAUGAUAAGAAGCGAUGCUAAUCCUAGCUUCUUCGUUGAAUUCCUCGAUAUCAGGGUGGAAAAACCUGAUCGCGCUGACUUCAGCGAAUUUCGUGUGGCCAACGAGGUGACGCCACAUGAGUGUCGGCUCCGUGACAUGACAUAUUCUGCCAAAAUCGUUGUCGACGUUGCCUAUCUUAGGGAGAAAGUCCGAGUGGUGCGCAGAAAUGUUGAGUUGUGCCGGAUACCGGUCAUGCUCCGAAGUAACAAAUGCCGACUGUAUGGAGCUACAAACGCGCAAAUGGAGCUCAUGAACGAGUGCCCCCUGGAUCCGGGAGGUUACUUCAUUGUUGGCGGUACCGAGAAGGUCAUCCUCGUCCAGGAGCAGCUGAGCAAGAACCGAGUCAUUGUUGAGGCCGAUGAAAAGAACAACACCAUCCAAGCGUCGGUGACAAGUUCAACACAUGAGCGGAAGUCCAAGACCUACGUUCUGCUAAAGAAAGACCGCAUAAACUUGGUGCACAACGUUCUGAUCGAAGGCAUACCCAUUGUCAUCGUUCUGAAAGCUCUUGGGGGCCUCUCGGAUCUCGAGAUUAUGCAACUCGUUGCUGGAUCAGAUGGCAGAUUUCAGGAUGACUUUGUAGUCAACUUCGAAGAAGCGUGCAAAGUCGGUGUCUUCACCCAACAUCAGGCGCUUGACUAUAUUGGAGCAAGGGUGAAGAUGGGCGGCAGGGGUCCGUCUACCAAAGGUCCAACGCCACGUCGAAGUAAUGUCGAGGAGGCUCUAGAUGCCCUUGCCAACAUCGUCAUUGCCCACAUACCUGUGGAGGGUCUCGAUCUCGGGCCGAAGGCUACCUACGUGGCUCUUAUGACCCGUCGUGUUCUGAUGGCUCAUUACAACCCCAAGCUGGUUGAUGACAGGGAUUUCGUUGGCAACAAGCGGCUGGAACUGGCAGGACAGCUGCUCUCGCUGCUUUUCGAGGAUUUAUUCAAGAAGUACAUGAACGAUCUCAAGUUUACUUUCGACAACACGUUGAAGAGAAACCACCGAGGAUUAUAUGAUCCUUUGCAACAAAUAAGCGCAGCCGGCCGUCACAUUACAGAUGGUAUGAACCGAGCGAUCCAGACAGGAAACUGGAGCGUGAAGCGAUUCAGAAUGGAGAGAGCCGGUAUUACCCACGUCCUGAGUCGACUGAGCUACAUUGCUGCAUUGGGUAUGAUGACUCGAAUCAGCAGUCAGUUCGAGAAAACUCGGAAGGUCAGUGGUCCUCGUGCGCUCCAGCCAUCACAGUGGGGUAUGCUCUGUACUUCGGACACACCCGAAGGUGAAGCUUGUGGACUAGUAAAGAAUCUCGCUCUCAUGACGCACAUCACCACCAACAUAGACGAAGAGCCUGUCAAGAGAUGGGUCUUUACCUUAGACUCCGGAGUGGAGCCCUUAAGAUGCUUUUCAGGGGCAGAGAUGCAUCAGCCUGGUACAUACAUCAUUCACAUCAACGGUACGCCUUUUGCUCUGACUCGAUUUCCCAAGCGAUUCGCGGCAAAAUUCAGGACUAUGCGUCGUCGUGGCUGGAUUUCGCCUUUUGUUAGCAUCAACGUCAACACCCAUCUCGCAGCCGUCCACAUUGCCACAGACGAGGGCCGAAUUUGUCGACCCUACAUCAUCGUGAAGAACGGCAAGGCCAAGAUCAAGGAGAGCCAUCUGAGAUUACUUCAAGCUGGCAAAGCAACAUUUGACGACUUUCUAACCCAAGGCAUCGUCGAAUACCUUGAUGUCAACGAGGAGCAAGACACACUCGUAGCUCUAUACGAGAAAGAAAUCACAAAAGCAUCUACUCACGUGGAGAUUGAACCGUUCACAAUUCUGGGUGCCGUUGCCGGGCUCAUUCCGUUUCCUCACCACAAUCAAUCCCCUAGAAAUACAUAUCAAUGCGCUAUGGGUAAACAAGCCAUUGGUGCCAUUGCGUACAACCAGUUUAACCGCAUCGAUACUCUUCUGUACACGCUUGUGUAUCCUCAGCGGCCCAUGGUCAUCACGAAAACCAUCGAGCUUAUUCGGUACGACAAGCUACCCGCCGGGCAAAAUGCCACAGUCGUAGUCAUGUCAUACUCGGGCUACGAUAUCGAAGAUGCUCUCGUGCUCAAUAAAGCAUCCUGCGAUCGUGGUUUUGGAAGAUGCCAGGUGUUCAGAAAAUAUUCUGCUGAGCUUCAGAAGUAUGCCAACGGCACACGUGAUCGAAUUGGAGACAAUGACGGGACUCAAGAGAAGAACCGGGCUCUAUCGCGGGAUGGUAUCGCCGACGUGGGCGGGGAGAUCCGGAAUGGCGAGGUAUUGAUCAAGAAAGAAAGUCCUGUCGAUACAACGCCUGGGAUCGGAAACGACAGACGAUCAGACGAAUACCGGGAGGCACCUCUUUCUUACCGGCUUCACGAUCCUGCCUACAUUGACAAGGUCAUGGUCACCCAGACAGCAAGAGAGACACAGCUGGUCAAGAUUCAGACAAGGCAGACGCGACGCCCCGAAUUGGGAGACAAAUUCUCGUCGCGCCACGGUCAAAAAGGUGUCGUUGGUAUCAUUGUGGAUCAGGAAGACUUACCCUUCUCUGACAAGGGCCUGGUCCCGGACAUCAUCAUGAACCCUCAUGGUUUCCCUUCUCGUAUGACCGUUGGCAAGCUGCUGGAAUGUCUCACAGGCAAAGCUUCCAUCAUUGAAGGGCGUAGAGAUUAUGGUUUUGGUGACGCUUUCCGCUCGCACCCUCUUGAGGAGAUGAGCAAGAGCCUUGUCGAUGCUGGCUUCUCGUGGGAAGGAAAGGACUACUUCACAUCGGGAAUCACGGGCGAACCAUUACAGGCUUACAUUUUUAACGGACCUAUCUACUACCAACGGCUGAAGCACAUGGUGCAGGACAAGAUGCACUCCCGUGCACGAGGUCCUCGGGCCACGCUCACUCGACAGCCAACCGAAGGUCGAUCCAGAGAGGGUGGAUUACGUCUCGGAGAAAUGGAGCGUGAUUGUUUGAUUGCGUACGGAGCCUCGCAGCUUCUGCUGGAGCGUCUGAUGACGAGUUCGGACGCCACCAACGUCGACAUCUGCCAGAAGUGUGGUCUCAUGGGUUACAAGGGCUACUGCAGCAGUUGCCGAACGAGUCGGGAGGUGGCCAAGAUGACUAUGCCGUAUGCAGCGAAGCUUCUAGUCCAGGAACUCAUCAGCAUGAAUGUGGGAGUCCGGCUGCAGCUGGAGGAUGAAUUUCCACAUCCCCGUUGA
Pseudomassariella vexata is the source of this 3447-nucleotide messenger RNA. Its product is annotated as DNA-directed RNA polymerase III 130 kDa polypeptide. Gene Ontology annotation, biological process: DNA-templated transcription. The transcript is spliced from 3 exons. Gene Ontology annotation, cellular component: RNA polymerase III complex. The record is from RefSeq and is a predicted model, not a curated record. NCBI's taxonomy places the organism in Eukaryota, Fungi, Ascomycota, Sordariomycetes, Amphisphaeriales, Pseudomassariaceae. Gene Ontology annotation, molecular function: DNA-directed RNA polymerase activity; ribonucleoside binding; DNA binding. The coding region runs from base 1 to 3447 and encodes 1148 amino acids.